Molecule: messenger RNA, 1230 nt
Organism: Branchiostoma floridae (Florida lancelet)
Lineage: Eukaryota; Metazoa; Chordata; Leptocardii; Amphioxiformes; Branchiostomatidae
Product: group 3 secretory phospholipase A2-like
Exons: 6
Coding region: 300-1172 (290 amino acids)
Biological process (GO): phospholipid metabolic process; arachidonate secretion
Molecular function (GO): A2-type glycerophospholipase activity
Source: RefSeq, a predicted model, not a curated record
AAUCAGCGCUCCCCCCAAAAAGAUGAAUUCGACCUUUCCAGAAGUCUGCGAAAGAGGCUAUCCAACCAUCAUGUUUGUUCAAGGCACGGCCUCCUGCCUGGCGUCAACGGACGCACCCCAUUGGCUAACCGCAAAUUCAAGUCAGCCAAUGGAAGAGGACCACACUACACCUGCUACCGUCUUGCUGAUUUCAGUACUCUCACUAAGGCAGUCCCUGGCGGCAAAACAAUUUUUCUCUCAGCAUAUUUUCUAUUAUUUAACAGCGUUUCUACAAGAUCUCUUAUACAUUUGAGCACAUCAUGUCUGAGAGAGUUAAAUGGCUGAUUUUGAUGCUGAUGUUUACUUGUUGUUUGGCGAAAUUAGAUGAAAACUUGCACUUUAUAACAAAGGCUCCACAGGAGGGGUACACGUGGAGACUGGUCACAGAUGGACAGGGAGUCACGCAGUUGUUAUUAGACAAGAACUACGACAUCGUGGACUGUAAUGUUACCCUAGGUGCUCCGGCUAAAACAGCUGUGCGGGAUUUGUUCCGGGAGGCAGUACAGUCCUACUCCGGCGCUAUCAUAGACCAGCACAUGGACGACACCGACCACGACCGCUACAAACGCAAAUGCGCAAAGUUCUUAAGAGACUCUAAAAGGAUCAAGUACGAGACGACCGCCCCGCUGUACCAUGAGAGGAUGAGACGGGAAAGGUUCCGAUCCACGUGGCCUGGCACGAACUGGUGCGGAACAGGCCCGGCACCACCAAACUCUACAUUGGGGAAGAACAACGGGACGGACAGUUGUUGUCAACAGCACAAGCAGUGCGACGAUGUUGUGGAAGGUUACCAGAGAACAGACUACUACCAGAACAUGCGACCUUGGCGCAUCUCUCACUGCGACUGUGACCGGCAGUUGUACGACUGUCUUGCCGCCGUCAACACGUCCGUGUCGUAUGCAGUCGCCUUCACGUACUUCCACGACUUCAACCCGACCUGCUUCGAACGGCGUCGGAAAGAGAUCUGCACGGAGCACGACGAUUGGUUCAGCUGUAAGAAAAUUGAAAAGGUUAAAGUACCGACAGAGAAGGACAAUCCGACUUGGCCUGCAUUUUAUCCGCCACAUUUUACUCGCCCUCGACAGAAAACACAGGAGAUAGUUCGGCCUACUCAACGAGCGAGAGGGUUUUAGUUUUGUCUUGCCACGCUGAAAUUUUCCGUCUCUCUGACGGUAGUAUCUCACUGCAUUU